Messenger RNA from Coturnix japonica (Japanese quail), 4304 nucleotides. It is a transcript of the gene KANK3, whose product is annotated as KN motif and ankyrin repeat domains 3. Gene Ontology annotation, cellular component: cytoskeleton; cytoplasm. Gene Ontology annotation, molecular function: protein binding. Gene Ontology annotation, biological process: negative regulation of actin filament polymerization. The record is from RefSeq and is a predicted model, not a curated record. Lineage: Eukaryota; Metazoa; Chordata; Aves; Galliformes; Phasianidae.
CCAGCUCCAAGCGUGGGGAGGGAUGCGGUCCCAUAAGGCGGGUGCGGAACGGCCCCCGGACGGGAAGCGGAGCGGAAAGUAUCGGCGGCCCCGCGGCGUCGCUGCCGUCAAUGGUUGAUGGUCCCCUGCUCAGCAGCACCGCAGGGAGAAGAUGGCUCAGCCCGCACACCUGAACCAGAACCUGCCAGAUCUCGGGGGCCCAUUCCUGUACAGGGACCAGGAUGACGGCGAGAAGAGCUCAUACUCAGUGGAAACCCCCUACGGGUUCCUCCUGGACCUGGAUUUCCUGAAAUAUGUUGAUGACAUCGAAAGCGGCCAAACGCUCCGGAAGGUGCCAUUGCCACGCAGGGCCAAAGGGACGCGGCCGCAGCCCGGAUCACUGCGCAGCCCCAGCAGCCACCCCAGUGGCUGGACCUCCACUGAGUCCCUGGCCUCCACAAUCAGUGAGGAUGGAAGGAGCGCGAUGCUGCUGUCCCCGUAUGGCCGGGUGGUCCCAGAGGCCCCUGGCAAACAAACCUCGCUCCCCACGUCCCCACCGCCCGCGGUGCGGCUGCUCCCACCUCCUGCCCGCAAGUGCCUGGCACGAAACCCGCAGGUGGAGAAGACCCUGUUGGAGACCAGCAAGAGGCUGGAGCAGGAGCAGAGCCGCUCGCAGCCGGGCGCCCCGAGCCAGGUGCACCCAUGGGGGCCGGCGGGGUCUGAGGGUCAGCCGGGCUCCGUGCGGAUGAGCCCCGGCAGCUCAGGGCGCAGCACUCCGGCUGCAGGGCUCGGGACGGCCCCACUGCAGCACGUGAGGGAGCAGAUGGCCGCGGCCCUGCGGCAACUGCGGGAGCUGGAGGAGCAGGUGAAAACCAUCCCGCUGCUGGAGAUGCAGAUCUGUGAGCUGCAGCGGGAGAAGGCGAAGCUGAUGGAGAAGCUGUCGGUGGAGCCCAGCAAGGUGUUGUCGGAUCAUCCUGAUGGGAGUGAGGAGCAUCAAACAGAGCUGGAGGGUGAAGUGGAGCCAGCGAAGGGACGAGCGAGCAAGAUAGCGGAGCUGAGGAAGCUGACGGAGAAGCUGGCUGUGCCAGAGCGGGGCAAAGCCAUGGCAGGCAGGCCCAGGGCUGCAGAGAGGCAGUGCCGCUCCGUGGCGGUGGGCGAGGAGCGCUCCAUGAGCGAUGCUGUCUUCUACUACCGAUCUCAGCGGGACGGCAGCGAUGUGCUGGAUGGGAAGGAGCGCCGGGAUGUGGCCGUGUGGGUGCUGGAGUCCUCGCUGGGUCUGGCCCCGGAGGCAGAGAGGGAGCUGGAGCUGCUGCAGCAGACGGUGGGGCACCAGAAGGACGUGAUCGCCCUGAUGGAGGGGCACCUGCAGGAGGCCACGCGCGAGCUGGAGGAGCUGCGCAUGGAGGUGUGUGCCCGGCAGCCCCGCAGCUGCGUGGACAAGGAGGUGACGGCCCGGCCGCAGGUGGCCGAGGUGCUGGUGGAGGCGGCGGUGGCCACACAGAGCCGGGCAGCUGGAGACAGCGUGGAGAUGGCGGACGUGGCCGUGGGCUGUGCCCCGCAGACCGCCUGCAUUGGGGUCAGCUGCCGGCCCCACGGGCAGGACGUGGCUGUGGGGCCUGAUGCGGCUGUGGGCCGUGAAGACAAAGGCAGCCAGGCUGAUGUGGGCCCCGCCGACAUGGACCCCAUCAGCACAGCCCCCCUCUACACGGGCCCUGCUGACUCCAGCCCUGAUGACACGGGGCCCCCCAGAGCAGGUCCUGUUGAUACAGGCACUGCCGACCCACAUCGCACCAGCACAGACCCCACAGAUCCAGGCCCCGCCGUCCCACUGUGUGAGCAGGUGGAGCCCCGUGUGUGCGAUGCCGGAUGCCAGCAGCCCCCCCUGGGCAGCCCCAGUGCCCCCACAGCACAGCGUGCAGCAGGGCUGGAAGCAAUGGGGGCUGCCACGCAUCCCACAGCCCUCUCAGCAGAGGUGGAAGAUGUCAGCCAGGUGCCGGCACAGGAUGGCAGAGCAGCCCCCAGCCCUGCAGCCAGAGCCCUGAAAUCCAUCAUGAAGAAGCGGGACGGACCUCCUCGGAGCGAGGCUGAGGGCAGCAAGAAGAGCCUGCAGUUUGUGGGCGUGCUGAACGGGGAGUACGAGAGCACAUCCAGUGAGGAGGAGGAGGAGGAGGAAGGAGACAGCUCCUCCGAGAAGGCUUCAGCUGACAGCUCUGACAGUGAGGAGCUGGGGGGCACCAACGACACAUCGGAGGAGGAAGAAGAGGAAGAAGCUGUGGGUGGGGAUGGACAGAACGAGCUGAGCGGGCAGCAGGAGGGGGAGGGGACCAGCACGGCCCCCCCAGAGCCCCCCGAGGUGAAGGAGAAGUUCGAGCUGAGCCCCAGGAUGCGGGAGGCCUGCCUCAUUGUCAAGACCCACCUGGGCCACCCCACAGCCACCAAGAGCAAGGAGGCGCUCGCCAGCAGCAGCCUGGUCCUGCAGGAGUGGUUCCGUCUGUCCAGCCAGAAGUCGUCCGUCCCUGACACGGUUGCCAACCACCUCCUGGCCUUUGCCGAGCUCUCCCCAGCCCUCCUGACUCACGUGGUCAACCUGGCCGAUGGGAAUGGCAACACAGCCCUGCACUACAGCGUCUCCCACUCCAACUUCCACAUUGUGAAGCUGCUGCUGGACACAGGGGUCUGCAAUGUGGACCACCAGAACAAAGCUGGUUACACAGCCCUCAUGCUGGCGGCCCUGGCAGCUGUGGAGCAGGAGGAUGACAUGAAUGUGGUCAGGAGGCUCUUCAGCAUGGGCAACGUCAAUGCCAAGGCCAGCCAGGCCGGUCAGACAGCGCUGAUGUUGGCCGUCAGCCACGGGCGGCAGGAGAUGGUGGAAGCCCUGCUGGGCUGCGGGGCUGAUGUGAACCUGCAGGAUGAGGAAGGCUCAACUGCUCUCAUGUGUGCCUGCGAGCACGGCCGCGUCGAGACCGUCAAGCUGCUGCUGGCUCAGCCCACCUGCGACGUCUCCAUUGUGGACAGUGAUGGUAACAACGCCGUCACCAUCGCGUUGGAGGCAGGACACAGCAACAUUGCAGUGCUGCUGUACGCCCACCUCAAUGGGACAAAGGCGCAGCCACAGCAGGGGACAUCAGCAGCGGGCACCAAGAGCACGGCCAGCCCAAAGAAGCCAAAUUAGAACGACCUUUGGAUCCAGCUGUGCCAACUGGGCAUCACCAGAGCCAGGCUCUCACUUGUGUCCCUUCUCCUGCUGCUCCUUCACGUGCUGAGUCGCCCCCUGAGGCUGCAGAUGUUUCCCACCUCAUUGACAGCAGGCAGACCCUGCACAGGAAGCGUCCCAUGGUGGGGGGCACCGCGGGGCUGUGGGAGGGCGAGCGGCAGCAGCAGGAGGGGGGACGUGGAGCAGCUGACUCACGGCCACAGCAGCAUUUCCAGACUGAAAUAUGCGCUCAUCUUCCCUGGCAUUUCCUUUCCCAACGGAACCCUGGCUCUUCUCUAACACACGCACACCGAAGAAAAAUUUAUAUAUAUAUACUAAACAAUAUAUAUAUAUACAUAUAUAUAUAUAUAAAAGUUGAACAUCAAAUCACUCAAUGUUUUGAUUCUCUUAAUGGGAGCCAAAACUUCUGAGUGCUCAGGGCUGCAGCCGAGCGGACAGAAGGGAGAUGAGAACCACAGCUGCAUUUAGGGACUGACUGCCCAGCCUGCGCCAGGAGCCACAGGGAUGAAAGUCACUCCACAAGCAUUUCCCAUUUUAAAAGUCCCACGGCCACCGACCAUCGGGGGCUGUCACUGCCCACAGCUCGGCCUCCCCGAGGGGAGGAGCGUGGCUGCUGGCUCCAGAAAUAGAGCAAGAAGAGCUCAGAGACAGCCCAGGGCCUGCAGAGAUGGACGUGUAUGUAGGAACGUGUGUCUGUGCAAGUGUGCGUGCACCAGGCAGGGUGGGAGCAGACGAGGUAAGGAUGAGGACCGGCAGCAAACAGAACAAGGCUUUUGCAUGUGAAGCAGGCCCUGAAUCACCAAGGUAAGCGAUGCUGCAGCCCCCACUGCUGCCCCUUGGCUCCUCUUCCUCCACUGACGCUCACGAGGUCUGAGCCAUCUCACCAGCUGCAGCUGCCAGGAGCUGCUCUGGGCAGCAAGUCACUGCGCUCACCCCGUUCCAGCUUUGCACUGAAGUUACUACACGACGCUUCCAGCCACCCCCAGUACCGCUCUGUAUGUACUCCAUACUCACCGCUUUUGUUUCACGUCUGUUUACUGACAUUUUUAUACUGAUGUUUAUUUUUAAGACAAAUAAAACUGAACCUUAUUUUGAAAUAUUACAGCCACCA